Messenger RNA from Drosophila persimilis, 813 nucleotides. Its product is annotated as E3 ubiquitin-protein ligase BRE1. The record is from RefSeq and is a predicted model, not a curated record. Bases 1 to 813 code for a protein of 270 amino acids. The transcript has a single exon. Lineage: Eukaryota; Metazoa; Arthropoda; Insecta; Diptera; Drosophilidae.
AUGGGGGACACCAAUGAUGACGUAAAUGAUUUGAUUGAAAUCAAUAUGCACACUUCUGAAGAAUUCCAGGCCGACGAAUCGCCAUUGGAGCAGCCGCAAGAGAACGCUCGAGAACGUGAGAAUAGCCGCUGUCAGGAGGCGAAAGAUCACGAUCUUGAGAAUCAGCAGGCCCAACCUCAUCAAAACCUUAAACAAGACACGCAGCAGGAGAAAAGUGUCGUGGGGGACCCCACGGUGAUAAUUCAGAAGCUUCAACAACAAAUCGAGGAGCUUCAGAAGAACAGUCAGCAGCUACUCAAUCAACUUGCAGAGAUCAAAUCGCAAAAUGCAUCGAUUCAGAAGACAAAUAACGAGCUUCAGCCUCAAAACCCUCAAGUGGACGAGGCAUCUACAAAAGUUAACCAAAUUCUAAAAAAAUUAGAAUGGCAGAUUUCCAAAAAUGCGACCUUAGAAGACCAUCUGGAAGAGCAGGAUAAAUCCACGAAGUUUAUCAUUCAGGAACUAGAACAGCAAAUUGCAGAGCUUGAUCUUGGUCUUUUCCGCAAUGAGCUUGAGGAGAAGGAGCGUGCAUACCUAGAGGAAAUAGGCCGUGUGGGACAAAGAGUCCACAACCUUUACACCAAUAUUACCUGUUCCCUUUGCCAAGCUCCGUGGACAUCUGAGGGGGAACAUCGUCUGAUUUCGUUGUACUGUGGACAUCUAUUUGGGAAAAUAUGCAUUGAGCGACUUCCUGAAUGCCCAAUUUGCGGAUUGGCAUUUGGUUCAACAGAUAUGCGCUACAUCUAUGGUCGCAACAUCUUGCCAGCAGAUUAG